Fragaria vesca subsp. vesca is the source of this 430-nucleotide messenger RNA. Its product is annotated as MATE efflux family protein 6-like. Gene Ontology annotation, molecular function: xenobiotic transmembrane transporter activity; antiporter activity. The record is from RefSeq and is a predicted model, not a curated record. The transcript has 3 exons. Gene Ontology annotation, cellular component: membrane. Bases 178 to 393 code for a protein of 71 amino acids. Gene Ontology annotation, biological process: xenobiotic detoxification by transmembrane export across the plasma membrane. Lineage: Eukaryota; Viridiplantae; Streptophyta; Magnoliopsida; Rosales; Rosaceae.
UUUAUAGCGUCCUCUUGAGUUCAUUAAGAAUUUCACUUCAAAAAACAAGUCCAAUCUACUUGAUGUCAUCCUCUUUUUGAUGAAAGGACUUCAAAACUGUUCACAAAUUCAGGUAUUAUAAGAGGAAGUGGACAGCAAAAUAUUGGAGCAUAUGUUAACCUGGGAGCUUAUUAUGUUAUGGGAAUUCCUACUGCAGUAGUAUUAGCAUUUGUAUUCCACAUUGGAGGAAAGGGUCUCUGGAUGGGAAUCAUUGUUGCGCUAUUUGUGCAAGCACUGUCUCUUGCGAUCAUAAUUUUAUUUACAGACUGGGAGAAAGAAGUGAAGAAAGCUUCUGAUAGAGUACACAACAGCGACAACAGACCAACCGCGGCUGAUACAUCGUCGCUGAGCUGAUGUUGGAGAGACGAAUGAUUCAGUCUACUAUUAAAAA